UGUGUCACUUUCUGUGGCGGAGCCGGCCACAGUUUACAAAAGCGGCCCUGACACUCCCACCACUCCCUCUGCCAACCAGAGAGAGGGCUGCCACUGGCGAGUCAGGACGACUCUUUUCACCUUCUGCUUCCACAGUGGCAUUCAUUACUGGAUUCCAGCAGCUGGAAAAGAGAAGGUUGGAUUGGGCAGAAGAAGAACACCACUCUAUAGAAACAUGUUGCAGUGGCCAGUAUGGAGCGUAAUGUUUCUUCUGACCACAGUGGACGCUGUGGAGGGUGAAGAUGUUCGAGCAGGGUGCAGCACUGCUGUAAAUGACCUGGUGUAUAUUGUUGAUGGUUCUUGGAGUGUCGGCCUGGCGGACUUUGACACAGCCAAGCAAUGGCUCAUCAACAUCAGCAGUCAGUUUGACAUCAGCCCUAACUAUACACAGGUGGCCGUGGUCCAGUACAGUGACACACCUCGGUUGGAGAUCCCUCUGGGGAGUCACCUCAGUGGAGCGGAGCUCCUCCAGGCCAUACGGAGCAUAGACUACCUGGGAGGAAAUACACAGACUGGCAGGGCCAUCAAGUUUGCAGUGGACCAUGUGUUCUCUGCCUCCCAGCGGGUCAGCCAGGUCAAGAACCGUAUUGCAGUGGUUGUCACAGAUGGCAAGUCUCAGGAUGAUGUGGUGGAUGCAAGCAUGGAUGCACGAACUCAGGGCAUUACAGUAUUUGCUGUGGGAGUUGGAAGUGAGAUUACCACCUCAGAACUGAUAUCUAUUGCCAAUAAGCCAUCAUCUACAUAUGUCCUGUAUGCCCAAGAUUACACCACCAUUGAUCAGCUUAGAGAUUCCAUGGAGCAGAAAUUAUGUGAAGAAUCUGUUUGCCCCACAAGAAUCCCAGUGGCAUCUCGUGAUGAGAAGGGCUUUGAGCUGAUGUUGGGUAUGAACAUUCAGAAGAAGGCCAAGAAGAUUGCCGGCUCUCUGGUUUCAGAGACAGCCUAUGCUCUUACUACCUCCACAGACAUAACUGAGAACACCAGAGAGAUUUUCCCAGAAGGUCUUCCUCCAUCGUACGUAUAUGUUGCCACUCUACGUCUGACGGGGUCCUCUAGCAAGUUGAUAUUUGACCUUUGGAGGGUGUUGUCAAAAAGUAAGGAAAUUCAGGCUGCAGUGACACUCAAUGGAAAAGAUCAAUCUGUCAUCUUCACUACCACCAGUGUGACAGAAAAGGAGCAAAAAGUCAUCUUCAAAACAGGCUUUAAGACUCUGUAUGAUGGGAAAUGGCAUCAACUAAAGCUUCUGGUGAGGUCUCAACAGGUCGUCAGUUACCUUGAUGAUCAACUGAUCCGAGAAGUCACGCUGAAGCCUGUAGAACCCAUUUACAUCAACGGAAAGACACAGGUCUCAAAGAAGCGAGGGACACAUAUCACUGUGCCGGUGGAGAUCCAGAAGAUGCGUCUGUACUGUGACCCUCAUCAGAGUGAGAGAGAAACUGCUUGUGAAAUCUACUCUGUGGAUGAUGAAAGGUGUCCACUGAAUCGAACAGCCACAGCAGAACAAGAUGAAGAAGAAGACUGCAACUGUGCACUUGGCCCACCAGGGCAGCGUGGCCCACCAGGACGCAUGGGUUUUAGAGGUGAGAAAGGGAGGGAAGGACCACCAGGACCCGACGGUAAGCCUGGUAAAGAAGGUAAACCUGGUGAACCUGGCCCUCCUGGAUUACUGGGGAUAAAGGGUGAAGAAGGCCCUCAAGGACUAAGAGGGGAGCCUGGUGUUAAAGGUGACAAGGGAGACCAAGGGGAACCAGGUUUAGUCGGAAGACCUGGACCAACAGGACCACAGGGACUUACUGGAGAGAGAGGUGAAUCAGGACCUGCAGGAGAAAUUGGUCUUAAGGGGGAACCAGGAGCACCAGGCAUUGAAGGACUGGCAGGGCUAACAGGACAGAAGGGGGAGAGUGGUGAUGCUGGACCAGUUGGUACUGUUGGACCAAAAGGUGCCCCGGGUCCCAGAGGACCUUCUGGUGAAAUGGGCCCACAGGGAUUUCUGGGUGAACAAGGCUUACCUGGGCCUCAGGGGCCACCUGGUCUCAAAGGACACCUGGGAGUCCAGGGACCCAAGGGUCCACCUGGAGAGAUUGGCCAAGAUGGUCCAAAGGGGAAAUGUGGUGAUCCAGGAGUUGCAGGUCCCCCCGGUCUUCCAGGACUGAAAGGUUCGCUGGGGGAGCCAGGCACUUCAGGCCAGCCAGGUGCUACAGGGCUGCCAGGCUUUAAAGGUCAUAAGGGUGAGAGAGGAGAGACUGGGGCCAAAGGAAAUCAGGGGGAGCGAGGAGAAGAUGGAGAACCAGGGACUCCUGGCAUGCCUGGGGAAGUGGGACCCAAGGGAUGGAAAGGAGAGAGAGGACUGAAAGGUGACACUGGGCCAAGGGGGCUCGAAGGAAAAAAGGGUGAUACAGGCCAUUUGGGUAUUGUUGGUCCUCGGGGAUUUUCUGGCGAAGAUGGACUUCCAGGUCAACCAGGCCAACCCGGGUAUCCUGGAAAACCAGGCAAAACUCCCUCAGAUGAACAUCUUCUUAAGCUGUGUGCUGAUGUUUUACGCAACCAACUCCCAGCACUGCUCCAGAGCCUCUCUCUCCCAACAAGGUGCGAGACCUGCCAAACCGUAAAGGGACCACCAGGUGAGCCAGGAGCACCAGGUCCCAAAGGGUCCAUGGGAGUUCCAGGCUACCCUGGAAGAAGUGGCGCUCCAGGUUACCCAGGACCCCCUGGAAUGCAGGGUCCUGCAGGCAUUAAAGGAGACAUCGGAGACAGAGGGCCCAAAGGCAGCAAAGGAGAAGGUUACAGAGGACCUCCAGGACCUCCUGGACCGCCAGGGAUACAAGGUCCUCGUGGCUUUGAUGGAAUUGGCUAUCAAGGCAACCAGGGAACUCCUGGGAAGCCUGGACUACCAGGAGAUCCAGGUACACAGGGCAGCCCAGGACUUCCAGGAGUUUGUGAUGUCUCCAUGUGUUAUCGGACCUACAGCCACAGGCAACAAUACAACAAAGGACCAGACGUCUGACAACAUGUGAGAAUGACAGACUGGUUUUACUUGCAUGUCCAAAUGUUUGGAGGAAGUCAUUCACUGUAUCACUGUUGACUCCCUCAAAAACGACUGUGUGGAAAUUUUUGCACUGGAGGCAGUUGUGACCUCAUUACAUCGGAAAGGGUGUCUAGGAGGUUUACAAUCAAAGAUGGCCAGUAAGUAAGAAGCCAAGUUUUCUCAUAAUUCCGUGCUAGAUGAUUUACAAAUUCCUGGACUGAAAUGAGGGGAACUUUUUGAUCCAACAACAGUAAGACUGAUGAUUUUGGUCAAUAAAAAUGUCUACUUCUGCCUUUCUCUGACUAUUGUCAAACUUUCCUAACAGAAACAUAUUGAAUAUAAAUUAAUCGUUUAGAAUUCAAGAAAAUAUUAUGCAUUAUAGCACCACAGUGCAGCUACUAACAAACCAUUAUUUCCACGUGUCAUAGAGUAUGUAGCUAAUCUGCUCUGUAUUUUGUUAUCACUCUCAGUAUUUAAUAUGGUUUUAUUUGGAAAUGUAAUAGAAAUUAUCCAACAUUAUUGUACUUCUUCAUCCUUAUAUCUGGUUUUCUUUUUUUUUUUACGUGUCCUGUAAGGCACUCAGAACUGUUGUCUGAGGACCAAGAAGAAGCCCAAAAGAUUUACUGUCACAAGUGGAGCAUUAUGGCCAACGCUAUAAUGCUCAGCAUGAUAUAUAUAUAUAUAUAUAUAUAUGUAUAUAUAUAUAUAUAUAUAUAUAAAUAAACUUUAUUAGAAAUUGCUUUGGGAUUAUUUCAAAUGCAGUGGACACGGAGACGGAAACAAAAGGCGAAAAAAAAAAAAAAAGGGAGGAAGGUGGGCCCCACCCCCACAACAAAAACCAGAGGAGAGCCUUGGGGCAGUCAACCAGCAGCCACAGGGCAAACGCCCCAGGGAGCUCCAGGGGCGAGACAACAGGCCCUGACACUAUGCUGGUGCAGAGCCAGCCAUGGACCCAGAGACAGGGAGAACCAACAACGCAGCGGCGGGCAAGGGGUCUGUAAUUGCAAUUGUAAACUCCAUUUAUACUUAAAAGUAUUACAUGGUUAGGAUUAGUUUUGUUCAGUUUUAUUAUUGUCUAGAAUUAUUUGACCCAUUUAAAAUUUGGUUGUAAACACAUGUGUUUUGCAUUGCCAGACAGAAACGCAGGAGUUAUGUUUCUAAUGUCUGUAAUUGUGUAAAUAAAUGGG
Girardinichthys multiradiatus is the source of this 4248-nucleotide messenger RNA. RefSeq names its product collagen alpha-1(XXI) chain. The record is from RefSeq and is a predicted model, not a curated record. The transcript is spliced from 32 exons. Lineage: Eukaryota; Metazoa; Chordata; Actinopteri; Cyprinodontiformes; Goodeidae. Bases 215 to 3040 code for a protein of 941 amino acids.